AUGCAUACAGCACAUCCAGAUGAUAAACGAAGUGCUCACAAUGCUCUGGAACGACAACGGCGUGAAAUUUUGAACAUGAAACUACAGCAAUUGGCUCAUGCAUUACCCGCACUGCAAACGGUUCGUCGUCCAAGUAAAACCAUGAUUGUAGCAAAAUCGUUGGAUUUUGUGACAGGCAGUGGUCAACGCGAAGACAAAUACGUCAAUCAAAUUCUUGAACUACGCAAGGAAAACGAACGUCUAAGAAAACAGGCUCGUGCUCACAGCCAAUCCUUUGAAAAAACGCCCGCCAACUCUAUUUCGUCUCCUAAAGCGCCGUCCAUGGCAACGACCUUGAGUACAAAAGAUACCGAUUUUUCACCGCCAGCUACCCCCGAUACAUUGUCUGAUGCCAACUCGGAACGCCGCAAUUCCUCCAUCUCAGAAAUAAAUGAAGCUAUCAAUGGUUCAUCGUCUUCGGCAGCCGACACUUCCAUGCUACCUUUCAAUCCAUCGACCACGGUGCCUGACUUAUUCUUGAACGAUUCCAACUGGGUGAUGAUGGAACUUACUAUGGAAAAUACCGUCGACGAUAUGUCUUGUGCAAAUCCAUACAUGACGCCCAGCGCCCUAUUUAUGCCGGAUUUCGAUAUGUACAACGGACGUGACCUAGGAGCGCAAACCUCGGUAACCCCCUCCAAUAUCUCGGAUCCAUUACUGUUCUCACCCUACCAAAUAUCAGAAACGGCCGAAGGUAAGCAUCAUGAAUUCGCUUGA
Molecule: messenger RNA, 756 nt
Organism: Radiomyces spectabilis
Lineage: Eukaryota; Fungi; Mucoromycota; Mucoromycetes; Mucorales; Radiomycetaceae
Exons: 3
Coding region: 1-756 (251 amino acids)
Biological process (GO): positive regulation of transcription by RNA polymerase II
Cellular component (GO): RNA polymerase II transcription regulator complex
Molecular function (GO): protein dimerization activity; DNA-binding transcription factor activity
Source: RefSeq, a predicted model, not a curated record